AUCUGCUGCUUCAAAUCCCGAACCACAGCACUUACCUCCAAUAAAAUAAACCUUCAUCACACAAUAAACACCUCAUCCCCUUGCCUUCUACAUCCAAGACCUCAUGAUGACCGAUUCCAACCCAUUCCCCGCAACCGGAUCUGCGACAAACGCCCACGCAGACGACUCGACAGCAGCAGCAGCAGCAGCAGAACCCACGCUCCAACCACCACAGGAACAACAGCAACAUCACGAAAACCCCCAAUCACCCACUCCGCUCCCAACCACCACCACCGCGACAGCAAUGGCCCCGGACUCCACCUCCGCCAACACCCCGACCGCAGACUCCGCCGCCGCGACGCCCACCACCGCAGCAGCUCCAGCUCCAGCCAACAGCUCCCCAGUUCGACCGGGUGGCGCACCCGCACGCGUCUACAUGAACGAAAAGAUCGUGCCGUAUCUACUAGAGGGGAUGAAGAGCAUUGUAAAGGAACAACCCUCGAAUCCCCUCCGCGUGCUUGGCGAAUACUUGAUUCAGAAAAGCAAUGAGCUCGAGCAGGGAAGUGCGUCUGCUGCUGCGACGAAAACGCCGGAGUAAUGAUCAGUUAAAGGAAAAAAGGUCGUCGUAGAGCGACAAGACACCUUCGAGGAGGGAUACAUAGUGGGUGAUAUGGACACUGCGCACGCAUACGUGUGAUGUGCUUCACUUUUUUUUUUUGUUUUUUUUUGGGGGGUUU
This is a messenger RNA of Aspergillus saccharolyticus JOP 1030-1, 716 nucleotides long. Its product is annotated as DPY30/SDC1 family protein. Lineage: Eukaryota; Fungi; Ascomycota; Eurotiomycetes; Eurotiales; Aspergillaceae. Bases 104 to 577 code for a protein of 157 amino acids. The record is from RefSeq and is a predicted model, not a curated record. The transcript is spliced from 3 exons.